Molecule: messenger RNA, 2319 nt
Organism: Cordyceps militaris CM01
Lineage: Eukaryota; Fungi; Ascomycota; Sordariomycetes; Hypocreales; Cordycipitaceae
Product: Tetratricopeptide repeat protein 39
Exons: 5
Coding region: 1-2319 (772 amino acids)
Cellular component (GO): cytosol; nucleus; mitochondrial outer membrane
Source: RefSeq, a predicted model, not a curated record
AUGCGUGCCUCAUUGGCUGAUAACGUUUCCAGGCUGCAGGCUCUCCAACCUCCACCACCCAACGUUGCACCUAGCGCCAACACAACCUUGAUUCAGCCUCAGCCAAGCCAGACGGAUCAGAAACCCGACUCGCCGCUGGCGUCGUCACCGGUCAGCGGGGCCGCCGUCAGAUCCGGGCAGUGCAUGGUGGUUCUCUUUGGGCUCGGUGCGUAUAGCAACAUUCCUGCUCAUAUCCAACAACAACACAUCCGGACUUCCGGCGUCAUGAGUCGCCUCGCCUCUUGGUUCGCUGGCCCCAAGGCCGACGACGUCGACCCUCAAGCCGAACUCGCCGCCGAGCGCGACAAUCUCGCCGAGGCGAUGCGCGCGACCAACCUCAUCAUCAACGACGACAUUGACACCGCCGAGACGGAACUGCGCAAGGGCAGCUCCACCUACCACGAGCUCGGCACCACGCUCGUCUUCUUCAUGAAGGCCAUCCUGGGCUUCGAAAAGGAAAACAUCAACCGUGCCGCCGCCCUGCUGGCACAGUGCGAGACGCGAGCCUGGGACGACCUGCGGCGCGCGCAGAGGCGGGCGGCGGGCGGCCACGCGGCGGGCGGCGACAUCUACCCUCCUGGCACCGAGUACGAGCUCGUCGUGACGCAGACGCAGCUCAUGUCGGCCGUCCUGGGCGUCCUCAACGAGAGCGUCAUGGAGGCCAUGAAGAGCUUCCUGAAGCUGCGCCGUGCCUACAUUACGCUCGACGCCAUCAUGACCAAGGAAAAGGACUACUUUCAAAAGCAGCGCGCGCGGAAGGGGUCGAGCAGCGCCGCCGUCGCCAGCCCGCGCGCGUCGACGGAGGGAAAAGCGGUGUUUUCGGAAGCGCCCACGCCCGUGUCGUCCAACAGCAGCCUCGAGGCUCUCCCGGCUGGUACGGAGAAGCUGCCUACGCCGGCCAACACGGCGCCGGCGUUGCAGGACAUUGACGUCGAGCUGGCGAAUCCGAUUGACGCCUUUAUCCACUCGGGCGUCAACAUGUGCAUGGGCAUUCUGAUGCUCAUGAUGUCGAUGAUGCCGCCGGCCUUUGCCCGGAUUCUCUCCAUUGUUGGUUUCGUGGGCGAUCGCGAGGCUGGCAUCCGCAUGCUCUGGCGAUCUGUAGCGCAUCCCAACGCUAACGGUGCAUUUGCCGGCAUUAUGCUUCUCAACUUUUACCACAGCAUGCUCGGCCUUGUCGACAUUCAGCCUCACGAGGCAGACUUUGACGAAUCCGCCGAGCCCUACGGCACGCCCCAGCACAAGGUUGCCGAGCUGCUUGCCACCAUGCGCGAGCGCUUCCCGCAGUCGCGCAUGUGGCUAAUCGAAGAGGCCAAAGGCCUGGCCUCGCGGCGCGACCUACCCGCCGCCAUUUCCGCCCUCGAAAGCGGUACGCAAUCGAAGAUGAAGCAGGUCACCGCCAUCAACCAAUUCACCCUUGCCCUCUUUUCCAUGUCAGCGCACGACUGGCCGCGCAUGCGCAAGUACUUUCUCCACUGCGUCGAGGUCAACACCUGGAGCGCGGGGCUGUACUACUACAUGGCGGGCGCCGCGUCGCUGGAGCUGUACCGCGACGCCGUCGCGCGCGGGGACGCGGCCGCGGCCGCGACCGAGAAGAAGACGGCCGAAAAGUACCUCCGCCAGUCGGGCGAGACAUCGACCAAGAAGAGGUUUCUCGCCCGCCAGCUGCCGUUUGAGGCGUUUGUGCAGCGCAAGGUACACAAGUGGGAGGCGCGCCGCAAGGCCCUCGGCGUCGACUUUGUCGAUGCCGUGUCUGUGAGCCCCGCGGUCGAGAUGAUGUUUGCCUGGAGCGGACCAAAGUGGAUGGGCGCGGCCGAGUUUGCCAAGGCCGAGGCGUGUCUGGCGUGGAGCAGGCUCACGGUGCCCGCCGAGAAGCUGGAGAAGCUCCAGGAGAGGGAUGAGCUGGGCGUGCGGGCUGUGUGUCUGGCGUCCAUCCUGCGCGGCAGCAACCGCCUGGACGAAGCCAAGGCCCUGCUCAAAGAGGAGGUGCUGUCCCACGACCGGAAUCUGUUCAAGGGCGGUCAGAAGGAAGACUACGUCGUACCGGCGGCGGUGCACGAAGUCGCUGCCAUUGCGUGGGCCGAGUGCGGCCAGCCACCCGCCGGCCUAGAUGCGGCGGCGACGGAGGCGUACGAAAAGGACAAGUUCAAGGUAUGCGAGGAGAACCUGGAAAAGGCGCGUGCGUGGGAGGCGUACGUGCUGGACGCACGCAUGGGCAUGCGCAUCCAGUGCGGGCUCGCGACGCUGGCGUGGUACCGCAAGAAGAAGGGCUGGGUGGCGUAG